UUGCUUGAUGCUUGCUUGAGGCUUGAUGAUGAUGAUGACGAUGAUGAUGAUGAGCAACCGUGUCCCCCAGUCCCCCAGUCCACGAUGCCGCGGUCUGCGGUCUGCGGUCUGCGGUCUUUUUUUGGCUUUUAUGGAGACGCGGCACUUUGGCCUCGCGAAUUAUGCGAUGGAUGGGGAGCACACUGCCGAGGCGUCACUGGACGCUUUUGCGCGCGCGCAGCCAAAGCACAACACACGCGCCACUGUCCUGCUGCCAGCGAGGCCGACGAGAGCGCCACCCCGCCCAGCAGAUCGGCCAGCGGCCCUGUCUUGCUGAGAUGCGAAGCCUGUCGAGUCCGCAGACGGACCUGGAUUAGUAGCAGGAGCUGGAAAACGAUGAUGGUCACUCUGCCCUCCGCAACCCACGCCUUUCCCGACAAACGCCGCUGCCAGCCUGAGCGCACACUUCCCCCAAAGCAAGGACUCGAAAGGAGAAUCUAGCCUCAGAAUCAGAUGCCCUUAUUAGGUGGGCGAGAGUUCACUGAGAAGUAGCAUGAGUGUCAAGAG
Messenger RNA from Exserohilum turcica Et28A, 546 nucleotides. RefSeq lists its product as uncharacterized. The record is from RefSeq and is a predicted model, not a curated record. The coding region runs from base 50 to 316 and encodes 88 amino acids. NCBI's taxonomy places the organism in Eukaryota, Fungi, Ascomycota, Dothideomycetes, Pleosporales, Pleosporaceae. The transcript has a single exon.